GCGACGGAGCGGGAGCCCCGUCCUGUCCCCGGGUUUCGAGGCCUGAUGCUGGUUGCCGACGCCCUCCGAGCGAAGCGACGCGCCCCCAGAAGGCGUCGAGGCCUCCUUCCUCGGGCUUGCCUUCUCCCUUGAAGGUUCUGUAACAUGUUCAGCUGAAAUAUUGUCUGAGUGGUGCAUCUUCCUGAGACGGGACAACAGCUGCACAAGAUCAAGCCAUUUGAAACAGAGCCUUUGGAUUGACUGGUGAAGUAGAGGGAACCAUCCAUCUCCUUGGCUUGCUUCGUAGACCAUCACUUGGCUUUGACCUGCAGGCAGGCACUGUUAGCUUCUGCUGCACAGUUGAGCAGAUGGAGUCCAAAGGGAGCAUCCGAAGUGGAAACAAACCUGACGCCAAGAUCGCCAGCUCUGGGAAGCCGGAGAAGCCUAAUCCUGGGCCUGUGGCAACUGGUGAGAAAAAAGAAAUGCCUAAGGAGCAACCAGCUCCUGCUACCACCCCAGCAAAAAAGGGGGCAACAGCAGCAAAUGAUGCCUUGAGCAUGCUGAAUGACCACAGCAACAUAAAGCCUAGUCCUACCACAGCAACAGAAGGCCCUGAAGCAGCCGCUCCGUCUGCUGACUCUGAGCACAAAGAGAACAAUGCAGAAGAAUCACCAGGCAGCAGCAUCUUUGAGAACAUGAAGCCUCUGAUCAUCGUGGGAGGGGUGACAGUGGCUGCCAUAGCUGUGAUAGUGGGUGUGGCCAUCCUUGCCCGAAAAAAAUAAAAAAAUUGAAAUUAAAAUUUAAAAAAAACCAAGAAGUACAGGGGAGAGAAAUUCUCUGAGCUGUGUACAGUUCCUUUUCAGACAAAUGCAUGCCGUAAACUCUAUACAUAAUACCUAUAAAUAUGCAGUAUAUAUAUAGAGAGAGCGCAUUAGGUAGGUAAAAUUGCUGUGCUGGCCACUUGACUCAUUCAAAAUGAGCGUGCCAGGGUUGAUCUAGUGUGGGUACGCAGCGCACUUGUGCUCUUUUGUGUAAUAUAAUUUGGCUUGUACCACCAUGUAUAGAUGGGCUUUUUCUGGUCAGUGUAAGCUGUUGCUAUGUUUCCUUUCCAUAGUCCCUCUUCUCAUCUUCAUCCAGGUGUUCAAACUUAGUUCCAGUGUUGCAUUCAGAGCCUUUUGCUUUCCAAUUGGAUUAGAAAGGGAGAUGUUUCCUAUCAACAGGACCACCGGUUCCCACUUCUUGUCCUACUACACUAAAGCUGUUUUGAAAACGUUCAAGGAUUCAUAAGGAGGCAGCAGCUUCUCCCAUCAAAGAGGUGCUUGGUGCCCUCAGUACUCAUUUCAUCCACCUUUUAUCAGAGCAUCAGAAGUGGAAUCUCAUCUUCUAAGUUGCAAGGUUAUAACCAGAACAUGGCUGGCUGGCUGGCUGAAAUUACUAGAAGCAAGUAUGACUUAUUGAGUUCUACACUGUGUAUUUUGGAUCUCCUAAGAGUUAUCCAAAACAGGCUGCCCAUUUAUUUGAGCUGACAUUGGACAUUCCAAGAGCAUUCUUUUUGCAUCAACUUUGAGAUAUAUGUCAAGUACAGAAACCCCUGGCCCUACACUGGUGAAUUGCAUAUACAUACAUUGACAGAAUGUUUUCUCUCCAGAUAUUUAAAUCAAUGGGAUCUGAAACUAUAGAUAUCAAGAAACCGUUCUGUGGAUAUGGAUGUGGGAUUAAUACCAGUGCUUCUCCAUGGAAGGCAGAGUGCUAUAUUUAUGUAUUUUGAAUGAGGUAGAAGAGAAGGUAAGAAGCAAAUGUAGUACACAACAUAUGAGCUUGUUUUCUUUCACUUAGCACCAAGCUCCUUGGAACUGGAUGGGCGAUCUUUGGGUAUUUAAUGGCUGUAAUACUGGAGGUGACAGAGGACUGGUAUAACAUUUCACUGAAAAUUAUGUCGUGAAAACUGACGCAUUGGAACUGUUUGAUCCCCCUCUACUUCAAUUUGAACUGAUGGGCGGUUAAGAGGAGAAGAAAUUUCUUGUAUCUUGGGUUAACCUUGCUUCAUUGGUGGCCUUCCUAAAAUAAAGACAGACUUGAAGCAGGAAAGAAGAAAGUUAGUAUCCUUUUAUUUAUCUGCUGAAGAACUUUUCAGAAUCACAAGACCAGUGGCACAUAGAUUAUAGGAAUGAUAAAAUGACGAUUCCAGAUAAGAAUCUUACAUUAAAAUGUCUAUUUUUUGCUUGGAGUACUCUAGCAUAAAAGUGGUCAUCAACAUGAGAUGAGCCUUUAUUUAAACAAAAGAAGAAACAGCAGCUAAUUAGAUAGGCCAGAAGUCUUUUUGCUCUAUUAAAUUGGGAAAACAACAAGAUGUUCAUCCCAUUAUGGACUAGGUUACAAAUCAAAUAUCUAUCCUAGAGUUUUGCUUUUUUUAGCUUGUCUAAUUCUAGACCAAUAACACAAUUUGGAAAUAGGAUAAGGUGGUGACAGUGGCAGGACUACAGUUCAUCACCUUAAAUAACAGCAAUUUCUCUCUCUUGUAUUUAAGGCUGUGAUAUGAUAGCUUAGGUCUAUAAGGGAAUCAUUCACAUACAGCCAUUGCUGAGUACUGUGGUGUCCCACCAUCUUGAAUCAUUCUCUGGAGCCCGCCCCCAGUCUGAGAACACCUGUAUUCUUGUGUGAAUGUAUACAAGCUUCUUUAGUCCUACUUUAUUUGAGAAUAUCUGUGUAUCUGUAUUACAGUUUCCAGGAGUCUUUGCAAGGCUAACAAAUCUGUAUUCUUUGUACAGAAAGCAAAAGGCAACCAUUAUUUGCUCACCUGCAUUCACACAAAGUGUCCAUGUUUUUUGUCACUUGCAUUUCAUCAUGCAGCACUCCAAAACAUGUUUUCCUUUCAAUACAAGAAUGUAUGGUCAGCCUACCGAUGAAUGUACAAUCACCCCUCAAGUGCUAGGAGCUGAAAACAACAAUUUCUAAAGAGUCCCUUUCCUAACAAUAAAUUUAAGUCAGACUAUUCCUGCAGUUAUGGCUAGAAGAAUCAGCUGUGCACUUGGCUUUGCGGGUAGGGAGGCAGAAACUGACAACAUGUGCAAACCUAAGAGUUUACACAUAUCGCGGGUAGUAGUGUAGCUCUGGCUUCUUGACAUUUUGGGAGAUGGAAGGCUGCUCACCUUCCUUCCCCUUGCCUGGCUGCUGCACCUUCUCUUCUUCAACUCUUCCUGUAUUGGCAGCUAUAGGGAUUCAAGACCUGCACUGAAUUGCUACCCGGGUUUCUUCUGCAACAUGCAUACACUCCUCUCCUGUCUACUUCAUUGUGUUAAAGAACAAUGUACCAUCCCUCACUAGGCCAAUGUAACCCUGACUGGGAGACUGUGUAUUCAGAAUAUGUGCACACAUAGGCAUCUUCCCAGUUCAACUGAUCUUGUGCUUUGUGGAAGUGUAGGAACCUUGCAGUGAAGAACACUAGUUGUAUCAGUAAACACUCCACUGCAAGCUUCUAAACAUGCACCUCUGAUCAUAUGCAGGGUUUUUGUAUACUUAGAAGCCAAGCAGGUCAGACUAUAACUGCAUCCUGACUUGUAAUAGCUGCUUUAAUUAUGCAAACUCUCCCACACUUCAUUGCUGGCUUUUGGAUGCUGCUUUGUUUGGCAUUGAGGAGACAUAUUCUCAAGGUACUAGUGUUGUUGGGUCCCUAAUGAAGCCAGUCAUUGCUUUAAACUAUUUUUUAUGUGUUCUUUUGCGCCAAUGUUCCAGAAUGGACACAUCAUUAUACAGUUCCUCGACUAUUUUUUCUUGUAUGCAUUCUAAUAGUUCCGUCAUGUCUUUCCUCUAAAGCAAUUGUGAUGCUCGCCCUCCAUGUUAUCAGUAUUGCAGUCCUAUGAAUUAGACAGGGUGACCUUGAUCUAGCCAUUCUCACUUUAACUUAACUCUAUAUCACCCCAGUUUUCUUAUGCAGCACGCCUGUGCAUGUCUGCUUUGUUUAAGGAGACUCACUCUCACGUAUAUCAGGACAGGACUGCAGCAUCAUUUGGUCUGCGGCAGUAGAGUAGCCUGUAUGAAUUGUCUGAUUUGUGUGUCAUUGAGGACAUGCUGUGCAAGAACAGAGCUCUCCUUGCUGGGCUGCCUAAGGAGAGAUGGAGCCUCUCCAGCCAGAACAACACACACAGGAAGGGGGAGUAGCAGAGGUGGAAAAAUAACAAGACAGUGUGCUAUGUUUUUAAAUAAUAAUAACAGGAACCUACUUAUGUGUAAUUCUCUUUGCUUGUGCCAGAGAAUGUUAUCUAUUCUGUAUGUGAAAGAGCCAUUUUAAUCUCAUAGGCUUUGGGAGAAUUAGCCUCAAUAUUUAUUUUUAUGGUUUUAGUCAUUCAUGUAGAUUUAUUUGUUUUCCUACACAUGCAUACCAAGAUCCUUGUUUGCCCUAUAAACAUACCUUAUAAGGAUUGGGCAUGCCCAUUUACAUGGCAUUGCAUCCAGUAAGUUUCACAUUUAGCCACCCUGAGUACAAAACUGAUUGAGAAUAAAUUAAGAUUUAGUAUUCUUGACACAUUGGACUAUAACUGAUGGAUGAAAUCUGUGUUUAAAGAUUGCUCAGAUGCAACAUUGCUAAUGUGUAUCUUUACCUAUGUUAAGGUAAAAUGCUCUGUGUCACUGGUGGUUCCUUAAGACUAUUUAUGUCACUCUGUGUAAUUUCUGUCAAUGAAUGCUUCUCCAAAGCAGCCUCUCAGGCAAACAUAGUCAACAAAAGACUAGGGUGCUGAGUGAGGCAUCCCAAUGCUUUGCUUGUUUGCUAUUUUCCCAUUAUGUCCUCCCAGCAGCUUUUAGUCCUAUAUGGAAGAAAGAAAACCGGGAACUCUUUCAUUCUCUAUGUAUGGGCGUGAAAGUUGAAGCUGGGAAAAGAGGGGAGAGGAAAGGAUUGCAAGGCGCCUCCUCAUAUCCCAGUCCUCUUUGAUGAAGAUCAUGGCCUAGGGGGCUGCUUUAGAGAAGGGACAGCCUUUGGAUAAAAAGGACCUAAUUACCUUGCCAAGUAUCAGUUCAAAACAGUGGCUCUCCUAAAGGUGAUGUAUCUUAAAGGCAAACAGUGGAACUUUGGCCAUUUCUGCCACCCCCACCCCCAAGCCCUAUUCAGUCCACUGCACUCCCCUGCCCACACCCACCAGUUCCAGAGAAGCUUUGUCAAUACCAGGAUGUAUAGAGUUUGGGUAAGAAGGGAUCCUCCUGACACUGUUCCUUUCUUCCUGAAUCCCUGGUAAGGGUCACAAUAUACAGCAAACCCACCCCCAUACACAUACCUAUUGACUUCUCUGCACAAUGGAACUCCCCACCCUCUCUAGAUGGACUUUAUUUAAAUUCAGUUUUAAAGUCAUUUUAAAUGUAAGGCUGAAUUCUGCUCCAUAUUUGAAACCUGCAUUGGCUGGGAUGUGUAUUUUUCGUCUGAAUUCUGUCUUCUUCUAAUACUAUUCAUAUGCAACACAAGGAAUAUGAGAGGCAUAUGAAAAAUAACUAUGCUACCGUUUUUCACUAGACUUCUAAGAACUGAAGGCCAUGCUUUGCUCUGAAGCAGCACAGUAAUACCUAUUCUUUAAUUAGGCACCACCACAUGUGAUUCACAAAUAACACUUAUUACAAUGCCUAAAUGUGAGGAAUCAAAUCAAAUUUAGCCCAGAGCUAAUUAACCUUGUGAUCUGCCAGUUUUCUACCCUUGUGUUUUCAACUAGACUCCCAAACUGUCAAAAGAGCAAGGGGAAUGCAAGAUUGCCUCCAUAUUCUUUUAGUAAUAGACCUAUGUAUUUGUUCUUAAAGGUACUUGAUUAGACUCCCCCUUUUUUUCAAUUACUGUAUGUUUUUUCCCUAUACCCACAAUCAAAGGGAAGGCUAUAGAGUAAUACUUACAAAUGGGAAGUAUUCAUUUAUUCAAUCUGAAUGCCCAUCAUUUGGUUUAGGACCGACAUAGAACAGUAAAAGUAUACCAGAUGACCCCCAUAGCAAGUGUCAUUUCAAAAACAAUAAACAUGUUUUUGAAGGGUCCUUCAAGUUACUGUUAGUCCCCAAUAAUUUUUUUUUUUCAAAGUGGAACUUGUCAGUUAACAUCUUGAUUUCUUCCCCCAGUGGAUAGACCCACUUGUUGCCAUAGGCUUGUUUAUAACAUAUAGGUUUAGAGUUUUUUGUUUAAUUUUGGAGUCAGCUGUUGGAGAAAACAUUUCUCAAAUGGAAAUGGAAACCUGCUGGAAAAUUAAUUUUUACCUCCCUGAAUUUUUAAUCUUGCCUACACUUCUAUGGACACUUUGUAUGGGCUGCAGCUCAACACCUAAAACAGCAAAGAAUUUUUUCCUUUCCCAUAUAGUAUUCUUUUUUAUUUGAAUUUUAAAAUGCGUAUAAAUGCAAUAAUGCAGGUAGACUAGAAAUACUAGAUUGAAAUUAAAGUAGUUUAGCUUGUCCCAUUGUGACCUACAGUGUUGUAUGACACCCAACGCUGUAUCCUAGCAUUCUUGAGGCUUUCCUACGUAGCUGAAUCUAGUAUUAGCUUUGAAAAUCCAUUGUGUGAAUGGCGGGGUGGGUUGACUGGAAAUGUGUACGCUUUACACACUGUAUGUUGUUUUCAUCAGAAGCUAUAUGGCCACUCCUUAUAUAAUGAAACUGUAAAUGAUUCCCAGUAUACCUGUAACUCUUAUCAGGAUUGUGUGAAAUAAACUAUGUAUAUUGUA
Messenger RNA from Pogona vitticeps (central bearded dragon), 6659 nucleotides. NCBI's taxonomy places the organism in Eukaryota, Metazoa, Chordata, Lepidosauria, Squamata, Agamidae. The record is from RefSeq and is a predicted model, not a curated record.